UGAAAUUCUUCUCUGCAAUUGCGAAUUCUGCUACAUUUUUUUUGGGUUUAACUUUUAUUUUUCCCCUUAGAUCUGAACAAUGAGGAAGACGGGAUAUUUGGCCAUGAAAACUGAUCCGACGACGACCGAGUUGAUCAAUUCCGAUCUCAAGGAGCUCGGCAAUGCCGCGAAGAAGCUCGCCGUUCAUGCCGCAAAGUUGGGAGGCCUGGGUUUUGGAACUACUUUUCUUAAAUGGGUGGCUUCCUUUGCUGCAAUUUACCUGUUGGUUUUGGACCGAACAAACUGGAGGACGAACAUGCUGACUUCUCUGUUAGUUCCUUAUAUUUUCUUCAGUCUUCCUUCAGUAUUGUUCAACGUUUUAAGGGGGGAGGUUGGAAAAUGGAUUGCGUUUAUUGCAAUUGUAUUACGGCUUUUCUUCCCACGACACUUUCCAGACUGGCUGGAAAUGCCUGGAUCAUUGAUUCUUCUCCUUGCUGUGGCUCCAAACUUUUUCGCACUCACCCUGAGGAGCAGUUGGGUCGGCAUCGCAAUUUGUCUUGCCAUUGGGUGUUAUCUUUUACAAGAGCACAUUCGUGCAUCUGGUGGGUUCAGGAAUUCCUUCACACGGAGCAAUGGUAUCUCAAACACAAUGGGCAUAAUCAUUUUGCUGGUUUAUCCUGUCUGGGCCUUGGUACUCCACUUCCUCUAGUCCCUCUGAAAUGCAGCUAUGGACUAUCCUCUGGUUUAUU
Molecule: messenger RNA, 728 nt
Organism: Telopea speciosissima
Lineage: Eukaryota; Viridiplantae; Streptophyta; Magnoliopsida; Proteales; Proteaceae
Product: cold-regulated 413 plasma membrane protein 2-like
Exons: 4
Coding region: 80-688 (202 amino acids)
Cellular component (GO): membrane
Source: RefSeq, a predicted model, not a curated record